This is a messenger RNA of Dipodomys spectabilis (banner-tailed kangaroo rat), 2567 nucleotides long. It is a transcript of the gene Sfxn1, whose product is annotated as sideroflexin 1. Lineage: Eukaryota; Metazoa; Chordata; Mammalia; Rodentia; Heteromyidae. Gene Ontology annotation, cellular component: mitochondrial inner membrane. Gene Ontology annotation, biological process: monoatomic ion transport; serine import into mitochondrion. Bases 154 to 1122 code for a protein of 322 amino acids. The transcript is spliced from 11 exons. The record is from RefSeq and is a predicted model, not a curated record. Gene Ontology annotation, molecular function: monoatomic ion transmembrane transporter activity.
UCCUUUCCUCCUUCCUCCCUUCCAUUUUCCUUCCUUCCUUCCUUCCUCUCUUUCUUCCCUCCCAAUUCUGGGAGCUGGGGCGCGAGUCACCAAGUGUGUUGGGAUUUCUCUCUUCUGCCCAUACAGUGUAGCUCGGGAUUCUCUUCCAGGACGAUGUCGGGGGAGGUUCCUGCGAAUAUCAAUAUCAAGGAGCCCCGAUGGGAUCAAAGCACCUUCGUGGGACGAGCCAAUCAUUUCUUCACUGUGACCGACCCCAGGAAUGUCCUCUUAACGGACGAGCAGCUGGAGAACGCCAGGAGAAUCGUCCAUGAUUACAGGCAAGGAGUUAUUCCUCCGGGGCUCACAGAAAACGAGCUAUGGAGAGCCAAGUAUGUUUACGACUCGGCUUUUCACCCGGACACGGGCGAGAAGAUGAUCCUGAUCGGACGGAUGUCGGCUCAGGUUCCCAUGAACAUGACCAUCACCGGCUGCAUGAUGACUUUUUACCGGACCACGCCGGCCGUGCUCUUCUGGCAGUGGGUCAACCAGUCCUUCAACGCCGUGGUCAACUACACCAACCGCAGCGGGGACGCGCCCCUGAGCGGCAGUGAAUUGGGAACGGCCUAUGUCUCCGCCACCUCAGGUGCCGUGGUGACAGCUCUGGGACUAAAUGCAUUAACCAAGCACGUGUCAUCCCUCGUGGGGCGUUUUGUGCCCUUUGCUGCCGUGGCUGCUGCGAACUGCAUCAAUAUCCCAUUAAUGAGGCAGAGGGAGCUCAAAGUGGGCAUUCCCGUCACGGAUGAGCGUGGCAACCGCCUGGGCGAGUCUGCCAACGCUGCCCAGCAAGCCAUCACGCAAGUUGUGGUCUCCAGGAUCCUCAUGGCCGCCCCGGGCAUGGCCAUUCCUCCAUUCAUCAUGAACACUCUAGAAAAGAAGGCUUUUCUGAAGCGGUUCCCGUGGAUGAGCGCACCUAUUCAAGUUGGGUUGGUUGGCUUCUGCUUGGUGUUUGCCACACCCCUGUGCUGCGCCCUCUUCCCCCAAAAAAGCUCCAUGUCGGUGUCCAGCCUGGAGGAUGAGCUGCGGGCCAAGCUCCACCAGAGCCACCCCGAGCUGCAGCGCGUCUACUUCAACAAGGGGCUGUAGACCGGAGGGGAGGUGGCCUGGGGAGUCACCGCCUUGGCCCGGCCCCAUCGCGGUGGUGACGUACACAGAUCUCCUCCAUCUUCAAAGACAGCGCCCCGGCCCCGGCCUGAGGGCUCACCCCCAGCCCAGCCCAGGCUCGGAACCAAGUGUCCGCGGCUCACGCUGGAGAAGCCCGGACCCGCCCGGACCGCGACGCCCGGAAGCCAGCCGCCCACGGCAGCCGGAAGCCAGCCAUAGGCGGGGCGGGGCCCCGCCGCGCUCCGCCCACAGGUGCGAGUGGCUCUUUUCCCAGGCGUGGGGGCGUGGCGUCCGGGCACGUGCGGCUGUGCGUCGUGACGUCGGGUCGCCUCCAGGCGGUGCAUCCUCACGUCUGGGCACGUGCGGCUGCGCGUCAUGACGUCAGUUCACCUCCAGGCGGUGCAUCCUCGCGUCCGGGCACGUGCGGCUGUGCGUCAUGACGUCGGGUCGCCUCCAGGCGGUGCAUCCUCACGUCUGGGCACGUGCGGCUGCGCGUCAUGACGUCGGGUCACCUCGAGGCGGUGCAUCCUCGCGUCCGGGCACGUGCGGCUGUGCGUCGUGACGUCAGUCCACCUCCAGGCGGUGCAUCCUCGCGUCCGGGCACGUGCGGCUGCGCGUCGUGACGUCGGGUCGCCUCCAGGCGGUGCAUCCUCGCGUCCGGGCACGUGCGCCGCGUCCGGGCACGUGCGGCUGUGCGUCCUGACGUCACGCCCCGCCCAGUGCAUCCCAGCGAGGCUGCGGGACCCGGAUGGCCGUGGGCGGCGGUCUUUCCGGUUUCCGGUUCCCGGGCGGCCGCGGGGCCGAGGCCGGACCGUGGGGACCGUCGGGGCCCGGCUGUGACGGGAGACGGAGCCGCUUGGCCGCACGGUGACGCUCUUCAGAAACACGAGAAUGAGACGUAUAGAUCGGCGCUGCAUCAGCUAGCUGUAAUCCCAGCGGGAGCGCUCAGAGUUGCAUGCAGACCUCAGUCCUGGAGAGGGGGCCGGGGAAGGAAGGGGUGCAGGGCCUGGGGAUAAAGCCCUAAGUUCGGGCCCGAGCUCUGCAGAUGAAUCAGUAAAGGGAGUGAAUGCACAUUAAAUGGAUGUUGCCACAGGGAACCUCGGACAUCCAAAAGAACAGGCAUCCCAAGGCCACGGCUCGCGCCUGUCAUCCCAGCAACUCGGGAGGCUGAGAGCUGAGGGUUCCAGCCUGGCCAGGGAAGUCUGUCAGACUCCGAUCUCCAGUUAGCCACCAAAAGAACACCCAGAAGUGGAACUGAGGCUCCAAGUGACAGACUGCCACCUUGGGGCACAAAAGCUCAGGGGCAGCUGCUAAGCCCGGAGUUCAAGCCCCAUGGCUGACAGAGGGAAAAAAAAAACAAAAAAAACCUCCUUGUACAAGUGCUUGAUGUUGAUAAAUACAUCUAAUAAACUACUUUAAAAAAUGAA